Nymphaea colorata (pocket water lily) is the source of this 2617-nucleotide messenger RNA. RefSeq lists its product as uncharacterized. The record is from RefSeq and is a predicted model, not a curated record. The coding region runs from base 567 to 2063 and encodes 498 amino acids. The transcript has 18 exons. Lineage: Eukaryota; Viridiplantae; Streptophyta; Magnoliopsida; Nymphaeales; Nymphaeaceae. Gene Ontology annotation, cellular component: nucleus; cytoplasm. Gene Ontology annotation, molecular function: zinc ion binding.
CCAGAACCCUCCCUCCCCGAAUUUCUCUCCUCCUCUCUGGCUCUGUCUCUGUGUGUCGUGGUCUGCGAACUCUGGGCUGCCUCUCUCUUCCGCCGUAACGCUAACUCGCAGUUCGCUCGCUGGAGCUUCUUUGGGUCGUGGCCACCGUCGGAAGCGUAUUCUCGUUCUGCCCAUAAUUUAUUGAGAUGACAUAGAUAUAAGUCCUGAGCCAAAGCUGCUAUAGAGCCUGAGCUUGAGGAUUUUGGCUUAGUGCGUGAGUCUAAUGGAAUUGUUCUCGAGUUUUGUUUCAUUUAAUUGAGUCCUCGAGCUUGGCUUGCAAAGCUUGACUCAAGCUCGACCGAGUUUGAGCUGAUCAACACAUGAGCCGAGCUGACUUGAAGCAGGCCAAACUUGAGCGUGACUCAGCUUGUGUGCAGCCCCUAAUUGUGACCUCUUGCCUCAAGUGUUUGCAAGGGUAAAAGUUCCUUCUGUAGGCCUUCACGUCAGACUUCAGAGUGUUACAUUGUUGGGAAGGAACGCUGGAGAAGACUUCCUUUGAAGGGUUGAGGGUUACUGCUAGUCGGACAAUGGGUGGAGGAGGAAGGGGAGAGCAGGAAGCCAUUGUUGAUGUUGGUAGUGCUGCUGAGGCCAUUGCCUCUGGUGAGGAAACUGACACCCCCUUGCACCAGAUUGAGAGCCUCUGCAUGCGUUGUGGGGAAAAUGGGAUAACCAGGAUUCUGCUUACCCGAAUUCCUCAUUUUAGAGAGGUUGUUUUGAUGGCCUUCGAAUGUGCAAACUGUAAUGAGAGGAACAGUGAAGUUCAGUUUGCUGGUGUCAUCCAGCCCCAAGGGUGCCGCUAUCAAUUGAAGGUUGCGGCAGGUGAACCGAAGAUAUUAGAUCGUCAGGUGGUGAAAUCAGAUUCUGCAUCUAUCAGGAUACCAGAGCUGGACUUUGAGAUUCCACCAGAAGCACAACGUGGCACCCUUUCAACCGUGGAAGGGAUUCUUUUACGGGCCAUCAAUGAAUUAGAGGCUCUUCAGGAUGAGCGAAAAAAAGUUGAUCCAGAAACAGCUGAAGCCUUAGAUAUGUUCUUGACAAAAUUGAAGUCCUUGGCUGCAGGGGAAGGAUCUUUCACAUUCAUACUUGAUGAUCCAGCUGGCAAUAGCUUCAUUGAGAACCCCUGUGCACCUUCAGCAGAUCCAUUGUUAACCAUUACAUUUUACGAUCGUACACCUGAACAGCAGGCAUCACUGGGUUUUCUUGUCGAUUCAUCCUCCUCUGGCAAUACUGAAUCAUCUGGGAGUGAAGUUUUACCUGAGAAAAGCAGAUAUGUCCCUGCUGGAACAAAGAGAGAACCACAUGGUUCAAUUGGAGCUACUGCAGGCCAUCGAGCUAUUGCACAGGGUACCAGUGAGGAAGUUGCUGCAGCCUUGUUUAAGUAUUCUGCUCCGGAGGAGGUGAUGGCAUUUCCUUCGACAUGUGGAGCUUGUGCAAGUAGAUGUGAAACACGCAUGUAUGUAACAAAAAUCCCAUACUUCCAAGAAGUCAUUGUGAUGGCAUCUACUUGCGACACUUGUGGCUACCGCAAUUCUGAGUUAAAGCCAGGUGGUGCAAUUCCAGAUAGAGGGAAGAGAAUCACUGUACGCAUACAGAAUGCAGCUGAUGUCUGCAGAGAUGUUAUAAAGUCAGAUACGGCAAGUGUUAGAGUUCCGGAGGUUGACUUGGAGCUUGCAAGUGGGACGUUGGGUGGGCUUGUGACAACAGUUGAAGGCCUAUUGACCAAAAUCCAAGGAAAUCUGGAGAGGGUGCAUGGGUUCACAUUGGGAGAUAGCAUUGACGAGGGAAAAAAAAACAAAUGGCAAGAAUUCAAUGCUAGACUAAAUAAGCUUUUGAAAGUUGAGGAACCAUGGACGCUGAUAAUUGAUGAUGCAUUGGCAAAUUCCUUUGUUGCACCAGCUACUGAACUGAUUGAGGAUGAUCAUCAGUUGACAUUUGAAGAAUAUGAAAGGUCAUGGGAGCAAAAUGAGGAGUUGGGUCUUAAUGACAUGGAUACAGCGUCUGCAGAUGCUGCCUAUGAUGCCUAGAUCACGGUUGGCUGUCAUUUGUAAUGGUUGUGUUUGUUAAUGAAAUUGAUCGCCUUGAUGCCCUCUAUUUAAGCUCGAGCUGGGAAGAAAGUUCUUGAGUGGAUCCAUGCAGAUGUCAACGCCACCCAAGCACUUGAGAAACUUGACUUCCUUGUGAUCAUUUGUUGCUGUCGUUCCUUGCAUGUUGUGGAUCCCAUUUUCAAGGUUGACAGAUUCAGCUGGAGGGUACAGAACUGCCAUGUUCCAAAGUGGAUCUAUUCUAGCCGUCCUAAUUUUGUUGACUGGGCUGCUGCUGGAUAGAAAAUUUGGGUGGUUCCCAGUAUAGUCAUGGCCACGUUUCAGGUUUACCAUUUAGUAGUUGUGGCUUUGUGGUUUUUUUCCCUGUGGAAAACUGUAGCGAUAGUACAAUGCUUCUAUUGAAAGUUGAACUUUGUGUGGUUUUCAAUUUAAUUCUUAUUACAGGUAUUCCGGAUAAAUGGCAUCAUGAGGAUGACUGUUUAAAGUUCGACGUUAAUGAAUAAUAAUCUGGAAUAUGAAUAGGACUUUUUGUUUUC